AGGUGCCAGUGGACUUGACGAAAAUCCCCGAUGACCAUGAAUACCUUCGCCUUCAGCCGGAGGCGCGGCACUGGAACCUCAUUCCGCAGGCGUUGAAAUGCGAUUUCCUGGAGCCCUUCGUGCACGCCUUGGCUUGGGCAUCGGCCCGGCGCAUCGAGAGCGCGACCAGCAGCCAUUUGGUUUUGAUCCUCGACUCCAGUGGCUACAGCUGUCACCUCGGCGGCCACACGCUCUCCUUCCGGAUCUCAGUGCCCGAGUUCUGCGUCUCCAGACAAACGGCACUGAACGUGGCCAAGGACGCGGUGCAGUUCCUCCGACGGAGGCGACUGGCGUCCGAGCCCUGGGUGAACUUGGAGAACGUGGAGUCCAUCGUGCGUCAGGAGGCUUUUGGCGAGGACAUGUGGCACCCGCUGGUGUAUUGCUGCUGGUCGGGGCGUUACAUGCAAGAGGCGAGGCUCUUGGAGCCCUUCGCCUUGCUUCAUGUGGUGCUGGAUGGGGACCGCUUCGAAUACGAGCCCCUGGAAGAGCUCACCAGAAGCCUCAAGCGGGAGGAGUGGAUUCGCCUGGGCUCCACGUGGUCCGAGAGUCCGUACGUGCGCCCCGAACGGCAGCGCCUCUCCGAAGUCUGACGCGAAGAGUCGGUGGUGAACGAAGCAGGCCGCGGACUGUGCAGGCAAAGACCUCGGAGUGAAAUCUGUGUGCAGAGUCAGAGGAGUUUAAAACCACACACACCACUUAGAUUCUGGUUGAUGCUUUCAGAGAAAUCUUCGGAUCGGCACCUGCUUGCCGUUGCAGAAAAGAACCAGGCCAACCUCCUUUGGAGUCGCAAAGCGCGAUCUCAUGAGUGUGUCUCAUGGGUGAUAGCACACCCGGCCAACCGGCCGGGCCUCGGUCACCAGCGGUUCGCUCAAUUCCGAGCACCGACCGCUGCCGACCUGCUGUGGCACGAAAAACGCAGCUGCAGGGCGGGCGCCCGGGCCGGCGUUUCGACAUGGAAAAGGAAGAGGGGGGGAACCCCAUGGAUUCCGGAGACCGACCCGUUGCUUCGUAUGGCGACCCGUUUGGGCAACAAGUAGCCAGUGUAUGCCACUUUGUGCUCGCGUAAGAAGACCAGCUUUGCAUGCUUUUGUGAC
Messenger RNA from Durusdinium trenchii, 1133 nucleotides. Lineage: Eukaryota; Dinophyceae; Suessiales; Symbiodiniaceae. The record is from the annotation of a GenBank genome assembly.